CAUUCUACCCGGUGGCCGUUUAGGAUUUGGGUAUAAUAUAAUACAUAUUACAAUAUCUUUAAAUAUAUUAUUAAUUAAAACAAUUUGUAAAUUGUAACACCUAUUACUUAUGUUUAAAAUUUUUCUUUUUUGUUUCCGACGUGUUAUUAUUAGUUACUAGUCGAUUAUACCACUAUCUACUGAUCACAAUUUUUCUUUUUUUAACAAACGCUGAUUGAUCUCACGAUGGAAGAAUCUGUGGAGGAGAAACUUGAAAAUGAAAUUAUACCACGAGAUUAUCAACUUGAACUAUUGGAAGAAGUUAAGAAAAACAAUACAAUUUUGUAUUUGCCCACUGGAAGUGGUAAAACUUACAUAGCUACAAUGCUUAUAAAAGCAAUGGGCUCUUAUCUUACCUUACCAAAAAAAGAAGAAAGAAAACGGACUUUUUUUCUAGUCAAUACCGUGCCAUUGGUUAUUCAGCAAGCCUCUAGCUUAAAAAAACAUUUACCAUGGAGUAUUGGUACAUUCAGUGGCGAUAUGAAAGUUGACUUUUGGUCACAAGACCAAUGGGACAAAAUUAUUGAAGAAUGCCAUAUUAUAGUAAUGACGUCUCAGAUAUAUUUAAAUAACCUUCACCAUGGUUAUAUGAAAAUGAAAGAUGCAAAUCUUCUUAUUUUCGAUGAAUGUCAUCAUGCUAAAGCAAAUCACCCUUAUCGACAGAUAAUGCAAGUUUACCAUGACUCUAAUAAUCAAGAAUGGCGCCCUCGGAUACUUGGAUUAACUGCUACUUUAAUAAAUAGUAAUUGUAAAAAUAUAAAGACUGAGUUAGCUCUUUUGCAACAGACUUUUGAUGCAGCGAUAAAAACUAGAUUCUCUGAUAAUAUUAAAAUGUUUUCAGCAAGUCCAGAUGCAUCUAUAAUUGUGUAUGAUAAAUUUGAGCCAUGUAAUGAGUUGUCGGCAAUCACAACGCAUUUAGUUACCUUUAGUGAAAACUUGAAAUGUAUUAUAUCUACACCAAAAAAUCAACCAAUUAUUGACAAAAAAGACAUAUUUUACAUGGAAAAUCCUAAACAAGCAACAAAAGAUCUGGCAAAUUAUUUUCUUGAUAUUAAUGUUAACUUUUUAGACAGUGGUGUAUAUAUUGGUUAUCUGGCUACCUGGCAUUAUAUAAUUGAACUAGAGAAAAAGAAAAAGUUAUCUGAAGAUAUGGAUAAAUAUACAAUGUUAUCUUGUGUUUUAUCCCAAUUAAUUAUUACAAGAAAAUUAUUUUUGAACCACAUGUUAAAAAAUUCCAAAAAUAUAGAAAACUUAUCAACGUUAAAACAAAAUGCAUCUCCAAAAUUGGUUCAAUUCAUGGCACUUUUGGACAGUGUAGAGCGAACGGACUCUUGUUUAGUUUUUGUAGAUCGACGAACUACUGCAAAACUUUUAUACCAUUUUAUUAAGGAAUGUAAGCGUUACAAUAGUUUUAAAAAUAUAGAAUGUGAUUUUAUUGUUGGAGCUAGAGGUUUGUUUACAAUGGAAUCCAAUGAAUCAUUGUAUAAAAAACAACAAAAUCAAGAUAUUGUUAAAAAUUUUCACAAAAAUACUAUAAAUGUUUUGAUAACUUCUGAAGUAUUGGAAGAAGGUAUUGACGUACCAGAAUGCAAUUAUGUCAUCAGGUAUGACAUGCCCAAGAACUUUCCUUCUUAUGUACAAUCAAAAGGUCGAGCGCGGUCCAAAAAAAGUAAAUUUAUUGUAUUAGCACAAAAUCAGGCGGAAUGUGAACAUACACAAAGUGUUUAUAAAAAAAUGGAAAGAGAAAUUGAGAUAGUCUUAAAACAUGAUAAUAUUGAUGAUAGUAUUGAUGAUGAAGAUUUUGGAGAAGUUUUUGAAACUAAGUGUGGAACGCUAACAAGUGAUAUUGCUAUUGGUAUUAUUAAUAGGUACUGUACGUCUUUGCCUCAAGAUCGUUUUUCUCCUUUAGGUCCAGAAUGGUGGCUGGCUGAGAGUGAAUUCCGAAAAUAUAAACUGAAACUUCCCAUUAACAGUGCUAUUAAAACUGCCAUAGAUGGUAAAGUGUUUCGUUCAAAAAAAAAUGCAAAAAAAAGUGCCGCAUUCAACGCCUGUAUUGAACUAUAUCAUGCUGAUGCGCUGGAUGAUAAUCUACUUCCAGCAACCAUUAAAAACAAACCUAUAUUUAAAGAUCUGAAUUGGUUUCCACAUUGGGUAGAGAAUGAUGUGGAAGUUACCGACUAUAAACCAGGAACUAAUAAAAUGAAAAGAAUUGUUAAAAUUUAUAGCCCAUCCUAUUUGAAUAAUGUGUAUCCACAACCAAAUAAAACAUCAUACUUGCAUGUUAUUCAAUGUAAUCCACUAUAUGGUUGUCUAAACGAUACGAAAUAUAAAACUUUUGAUGGGUUGUUAAGAUCAAAUGAACAUUUUGGAAUAAUAACUUCAAAGAAACUGCCAUCUCUUUCUAAUUUUCCAAUAUUCUUGAACUUUGGGGUUGUGAACAUAUGCAUACUUGUCAAUUCUGCCACAGUUGUACUUGACCAGCAACAAAUAAAAAAGCUAGAACAAUUCCAUAACAAAUUAUUUGUAGAUGUAUUAGGUGUAAAAAAAUUUCUAAUGAGAAACUACAAAAAUGAAAUCAAUUCAUAUUUAUUAGUACCUAUCAUUGCUUCAGGUGAAAAUUAUACUAUUAAUUGGGAUGUUGUCGACAUUGAUACAUUUGUGAUGACUGAGGCUCCCACUGAAGAAGAACGAAAAGCUAAAUUUUAUGAAAAAUAUUUCGAAACCCCGCAUAUUAUCUCUCCAUGGUAUCGAAAUAUUGUACCUAUUCAAAGGUACCUUGUUACAGAUGUUCAUAAAGAUAUGUCACCUGAAAGCAUAUUUCCUUCAAAUAAUUAUGAUACAUAUCAGGAUUAUUUUGAAGACAAGUACACCAUCAGAGUAACAAAUAAAGAUCAACCAUUAAUUCAAGUGAAAUCAUUGGGUGUACCAAAAAUAAACUAUUUGGUUCCUAGAAUAUCUACUGGUAAAGUAGAUAAACGGACUGAAUACAUCGAAAGACUCAUUCCAGAAUUUUGCAUGUGGCAUGAGUUUCCUUCAGUUUAUUGGUUUAAAGCUUUAAUGUUACCAACCAUAUUAUACCGAAUUAAACAAUUAUUACUGGCUGAAGAUCUUUUUUUAAAAAUCAACCAAAUGUGCGGCUUUGAAUUUUCGAAGGAUUUAAAACCUGGAUCGUUGGAAGUGGAUAAAUUUUAUGGACUAGAAGAAAAUAAAAAGAAGGAUACUUUUUUACCCAUUAGAGAAACAUUGAAAUGCUUGAAAAAUUGUCUUGAUGACAAUGUCAGUGAAUGGAAAUCCAAAAACCAACCUAUUGACCUAGAUAGACAAAAGAACACUACAGUCUUAGACAUAAUUAAUUACAAUACGUUCAUGCAUCCGAAUCUUGCAGGGAAAUUUAAUGCUGAUAAAAAUACGAAAUCUUCUCGGUUAAAAGCUCAUGAGUCUGAGACAAAUUCAGAAAGCAAAUUAGAAGAUGAGGAUGUUAUUGAGAAUAAUUUGGAAAAUGACGAAACGAAAUGCAAAAGACCUAGGUAUGCAUCAUACAAUAAGGAGCACUUAGAAGAAAUUUGUAGUUUAAUGAUAGAGUCGAAGCCAUCUAGCGAUAUUAUAAAUAAUUUAAUUAAGCUCAACAUCUUAAAAAAUUAUUCCAAUUUUGCUGCAAUGUCUAAAAUGAUGAAAACCAUGAUACAUGAGAUGAACAGUUUGAAUCUUAUCAAAAGCAACCCGCCAAUGUUAAAGUCAUUAUCAAAACAUGUUUUAAACAAAAGUAAUGGUCCAAAGCAGUGUGACAUCUUAAAGGCUAUAACACCUGCAUGUUCUAAUGAUAUUUUUCACUAUGAGCGCAUGGAAACGUUUGGAGACAGCUUUUUAAAAUUUUCCACAUCUCUAGUGUUAUUUGAUGCAUUUGAAACAGAAAACGAAGGUGUUCUUACUGAACUAAAAAUGAAACUAGUUGGAAAUAGAAAUUUACUAUAUGUUGGAAAAAACAUUAAUCUUGGAUCCUUCGUCAUGGUAAAUGUUUUUGAACCGUCAACAGACUGGGUGCCUCCAUGUUUUUCUGUGCCUGAAAAAUUAAUAAACGAUAUCAAUUUAUUUGAUCAAUUACCAUCAGAUGUCCUUUAUCAAAUAGUUAUUCCAAGAGAAGAUAAAUUCUCAGGAGAAUUAUCUGAAGAGACUUGGACACACAUCGAAACAGAAUGUGUAAGAUUUAAAGAGAUGUAUGAUACCGAAAUAACAACUCGACAGGGCUACACUCAAUCAGAUUUAUUUUUAGACAAGCAAUCAGUUUCAGAUAAAAUGGUUGCCGACAGUGUUGAAGCCUUAAUUGGAACUUAUGUCUAUAACUGUGGGAUUGAAGGAGGAUUCAAAAUUUUAAAUGGAUUUGGUAUCAUCCCAAAUGAACACAUAAAAGCUUAUGAAAAUAAGCCGAUAUUAAAUAAUUCAAUAAACAGUAAGACGUUAUCGGAACUUUUGCCUGGCUAUGAUUUAUUGGAAAAACGGAUUGGUUAUGUGUUCAAAUGUAAAAAAUUUUUACUCCAAGCUAUGACACAUCCAACACAUGCAUUUGGGUUUUCUGAAUGUUACCAAAGACUUGAAUUCCUUGGCGAUGCAAUACUUGAUUUUUUGAUAACAACUUAUAUUAUUGAACACUGUAGCAAUAAGUCGCCUGGUGAAAUCACUGAUAUCCGAUCGUCACUCGUGAACAAUAUCACGUUUGCCUCUUUGAGUGCUCGCAUUGGAUUACAUCGAUUUUUAUUAGCAGAAUCAAUAAAGUUGACCGAAGCAAUUGAUCGUUUUUAUGAACAUCAGGCAAAGAAUAAUCAUAAAAUUGGUCAGGAGGUACUUUACCUGUUGGAAGAAAAUGACUGUAUGGCGGCCGAAGCAAUUGAUGUUCCCAAAGUGUUGGGAGAUUUAUUUGAAUCUUUGAUAGCUGCUAUAUAUUUAGACUGUGGCAGAGACCUAAAUUUUGUAUGGCAGUUUUGCUAUCAAUUAAUGGAACAAGAAAUCAUUGAGUUUUGUACUAAUGUCCCAAAAAAUCCUAUACGAAUUUUACAUGAAACUAAACUACAGCCAGUUUUUAGCAAACCAUCUGCACACCAAGCAGCAACAGAACGUGGUUUAGGAACGAUGAUGCAGUUAGAAAUAUUUGUAGAUGGUAAAAAGCAGACAAUUUUUGGUUUUGGUAAAAAUAAGAAAGAAGCUAAGUUGGCUGCUGCGAAAAUGGCGUUGAAAAAUUUAAGGAAAAUGCUUUAAAAAUUAUUGUGUUUACUAUAGUUUUUCUAUUUAUUUUAUUUUGAUCCAAUACUACAAUUUUUUUUUUUGAUAGAUUUUA
Adelges cooleyi (spruce gall adelgid) is the source of this 5368-nucleotide messenger RNA. RefSeq names its product endoribonuclease dcr-1. NCBI's taxonomy places the organism in Eukaryota, Metazoa, Arthropoda, Insecta, Hemiptera, Adelgidae. Bases 226 to 5289 code for a protein of 1687 amino acids. Gene Ontology annotation, cellular component: cytoplasm; nucleus; RISC complex. The record is from RefSeq and is a predicted model, not a curated record. The transcript has 31 exons. Gene Ontology annotation, biological process: apoptotic DNA fragmentation; pre-miRNA processing; siRNA processing. Gene Ontology annotation, molecular function: deoxyribonuclease I activity; ATP binding; protein binding.